AUGCCUGAAAAAGUAGAGGAUCAGGCUGUACCGGCGGUGUCGUUCUUCGAUCCUGCGUUGAAGGAGGUUCGUCGGCGGGUGUACUAUCAAUGGAGUCGAACUGUGUCUAUUCUCUGCAUCUUUGUGUUGGUCGUGCUAUCAAUCUUCUGGGGCUCCCAAUAUAGCACCGAAAGCAAAUAUACCGAGCUCAAAGUCUGGGUCGUCGACUUUGAUGGGAAAACAGACGACUAUCGCACAAACAAUCCUGUCAUCGGUCCAGCUGUUGUCAACACUGCGCAGCAGUUUAUCGACUCGUCAGACCUACAUCUGGGCUACAUCAUCAAGAACUCCAGCACCUUCGACAAUGAUCCCUGGGCCGUCCGCCAAGCAGUCUACGACGAGCAUGCCUACGCCGCAGUCAUCGUCAACCCGAACGCAACCUCCCUCCUACGUGCUGCAAUCACACAACACAAUACAAGCUACGACCCUAUCGGCGCCAUCCAAACAGUCAUCAUAUCAGCUCGCGACGAAAACACAUACUACUCCUACGUCCUCCCAGACCUGGCCAUCUUCCAAAGCAGCGUCCUCGCCUCCUUCGGCCCACAAUGGGUCCAAAGCCUGAUCACAAACGGCACAGAUCUCACAACUAUCCCCCCACAAACCAUCAACCCAGCAAUCGGCUUCACAAACAUCGACCUCCGCCCCUUCACCCCAGCCGUCGCCACACCAGCCGUCACAAUCGGCCUCAUCUACCUCAUCAUCAUCGCCUUCUUCAACUUCCCCUUCCUAAUGCCCAUCCACGCCCAACUAAUCAAACCCUCCGCGUCAAACCCGCCUCUCAAAGUGCCCCAAUGGCUCAUCUGGCGUAUCCUCUCCAACAUCGCCGCCUACUUCUUCCUCAGUCUGUUCUACAGUCUUGUCAGUCUGGCGUUUGGCAUUCCGUUUUCUAAUUCGCCGGUCCCGGAUACGGUUCCUGCUAAUAACCCCAAUGCAUACGGGAAGGGUUCGUUUGUGGUGUUUUGGAUGCUGAAUUGGGUUGGGAUGACGGCGUUGGGAUUCCCGUGUGAGAAUAUGGCUAUGGUGCUUGGGUUCCCGUGGAGUUCGUUUUUCUUGAUUUUUUGGGUUAUUACGAAUGUGGCGACGGGGUUUUAUGCCAUUGAGUUGGCCAGUGUGUUUUAUCGGUGGGGGUAUGCUUGGCCUUUGCAUAGGAUUGUCGAGGCGCUCAGGACUAUCUUAUUCGGUACGCACUCGCGUAUUGGACUUGAUUUUGCGGUUUUGUUUAUCUGGAUUGCGGUGUCUAUUGCGUUCUUCCCGGUUGCAAGCUUUAUCAUGGGCUGGAAGAUGAGGCGUGGGUUGGCUUGA
This is a messenger RNA of Penicillium daleae, 1341 nucleotides long. Its product is annotated as SNG1 family protein. The record is from RefSeq and is a predicted model, not a curated record. Bases 1 to 1341 code for a protein of 446 amino acids. Gene Ontology annotation, cellular component: membrane. The transcript is spliced from 3 exons. NCBI's taxonomy places the organism in Eukaryota, Fungi, Ascomycota, Eurotiomycetes, Eurotiales, Aspergillaceae.